Pieris macdunnoughi is the source of this 4374-nucleotide messenger RNA. The record is from the annotation of a GenBank genome assembly. NCBI's taxonomy places the organism in Eukaryota, Metazoa, Arthropoda, Insecta, Lepidoptera, Pieridae.
AUGUCAGGUGGUAGACUUAUAGUACUGGACCGCGCUGGUCGCGAUGCCAAGCAGUAUGCCCUUUCAGAGGGUUUGGCCACCCUUGGCUCGGAUUUGGCUUGUGACAUCCGCCUAAUGCUACCAGCAGUCAGUGCCCACCAUGCCACUGUUAUGGUACAGGCUAAUCAGACUGUGGUACAAAGUGUAUCUGAAGGUGUCACUUUGCUGAAUGAUGUGCCAGUAAGUGUAGCUGUACUCAGGCACGGUGAUAUCAUUUCUAUGGGUGGACGUGCUCUACGCUGGGAGUAUUCACAACCACAGCACAGACCCCUCUCUAAACCACAACCACCAUUGGUAGUAAUAAACAAGACUCGAAGCAGAGGUAAGGGUCACAGAAGUCGGUCCAGUGAUCCAGUACUCCAUGAUACGCAUGCUCAUAAUCAGAGAGCUUCAUUACCUGCUUCAAGUAUGAAGCAAGUGGCAAUAGUUCAACCGCAGAGAAGAAAUGUAAUGCAGGGAGAACCAAGUUGCACUCCCGAAUUGACUGAUUCUAGUCUAAUUGAAAACACGGAAAAUGAAAACACUCAAGAAACAAUUACGAGGAAAUCAGCGCGGCCGAGCCAAAAAAGUCUCCAAACAAAUACUAAGGCUUCAGAAUGGAUUGAGUCGCGUAAAAGCUCGCGAGCGCCUAUCACACCGACACGGACACGGAACAACCUCACACCGUCAGAGUUACAAUCUCGAACUAAAUCUGCAACACGACCAAUGACACAGAGAGACACACAAUUGCGUUCAAAAUCCUUGGCGUGUAUACCGUUAGAAAGUGAAGGAGAAAACACAAAGGUGACUUUAACACCGAGACAAACACAGUCACGUUCCAAAAUCCUAGAAGGGACACAAAUAGAAACAAAAUCUACAACUCGGGCGAGUCUCACACCGAAAGAAACACGUGAAGUCCGGUCAAGGUCGGCAGUUACACCGAUCGACACAAAAGAAUCCAAAUCUAGUACACGGAAGUCCCUUACACCAAGAGAUGCCCCAUCAGAACCUGAAGUUACAUCGAAACAAACAAAAACUCCAAUACGGACUACACCGAGACAAACACAAUCAAGUUCAAAAGUGGAUGUUACCCCACUACAAUCAAGAACACAAGCAAAAUCAGUACGGGCCUUUACGCCUACACAGAAAUCGCGCACCAGUACUUUGGGACCCGUGACCAACUCAGUUAAAUCACGAAAGGCGCUAACAAGGGAAUCGGGAAAAUCUUCAAUUAUACCAAUACUUUCAAAAAGACAGCUAGCAAUUACACCGACAGGAAACCGUGAAUUGUCGCGUUCAAAUAUACUUGCAGAAAGAACACCGUUGAAUCAUUCGAAAUCUUUGUUGCCACGUUCUGCACGCACACCGUUACAAAGUACCUCAACUUCUGUACAAAGUACCUCAACUUCUGUACAAAGUACCUCAACUUCUGUACUAAGUAGGUCUCGACUGACAAGUACGCCGAAAUCGUCAAAUAGAACACCGUUCCCAGAGAAGCGCGUGCUACCACCACGAGCAAGAACGUUAACACCGCGGGCUCAACAGUUCGCCAUGAACAAGUCGUCUAUUACGCCGCGGACUUGGCGCGAUACGUCGCUUCGCUUAACGGUGUUACGAAAGACCCACAGGCCCGUUAAAAUACAGGCACCUACGUUGAUUGACCACACGAAGCAAGCUGCUUUAUUGCUGAUGACACGUCACACGAAGUCAAAGUCUCCGAACGCGGUAUCUACUGUUGUGAUAAAACCAACUCCAAUGCCAAAAUCACUGAAAAGAAGCUCUCGGGCACUAAGAGAAAGCUUGGCGAGAAAACGAAAUACUUCUGUGCUAAGCACUAGCGACGAUCAUUCAACGCGAAGAAGUUUAUCUUGUCAAUCUGCACGAAAAAGUGCUAUGAAAUCUACACUUAAGGAUCCAAGCAGUGCACGGAAAACAGAAUCAAUUAAAUUCGAUCUUAGCAAUCUAGAACAUGAUAUGUCCGAUCGAUUAAGAUCCUCAGUGGUCACGGUGGAUACGACAAAUCAGACUUUUGAUAGUAUGUCAAGUCAAUACGUCUCGCCAUCUUCAAGAAGAUCUAUACAGUCCAGAAGCAGUCGUAUCAUCGAAAAGACUUUGGGUAGUCCUAUGACCGUAACUGAAACUACCGAAACUUCAAUCGCUACCUCUCCUAAGUCCAGGUCUUCGCGUGGUUCUCUAAUUGUCCAGAAAGCUCUCGAAGAAACUCUUAAAACACAAAAUAACUCAUCAGGACAAACAAAUCUAACAAAAACACUAAGUCCACCUGCCGAAAGCUAUUCAAUAGUGGAUUUGGUCACUCGCGAUUCUAAUGCUACGGAAUAUAAUACGAUUGAUUCCACGCCUUUUGGGACCCCUCGAAGUCACAGGAAAACCAGAUCUUUCGCUGUAACGUUACCUUCCAGCACACCGUAUAAAGUGCCGAUAAAUAUAAGUUUGAAAUAUGAGAAUGCGAAUGACACACCGCCACAUGCAGAGUCACCUGAAGUUAUUACACCCCAAAAUGAUGAAAAUAAUAAACCUGUUGCGAGUACUAAAGUUUCCAAGAGGUCCCGUAGCAAAUCUAGGUUAAACGAUAGUGAUCUAUUCCUAUUGGAAGACGAAGAUUCUCCGAGAACGUCGAAAAGGGCCGAUAAAUCGGCUACCACUUCUUUCGACGUUUCACAUUUAAAGAGAAAAUUAUCCCAAAGCCUCACCGAGUCUGAUGCAGAGUCAGAUAAAAGUGACAAAAAUGUAUUUGCCAAGGCCCCUAAAAAUAGUUUAAGUAAUGUCAGAGUAAAAGAACUAUUUGCUAAAUCUCCUCAAAAUGACCUACGCUUUGUUUCGGGAGUAAAGACCUUAUUCAAAUCGUUGAGAAAGCAAAAUACACCUAAAAAUACUCUAGAAGAUGUGAAAGGAGUCAAAAGAUUAUUUAGAGAAAAAGAAAAAUCGCCUAAGAAUACGCUAGAGGACGUAAGUGGAGUUAAAGGGUUAUUUAGGAGGAGUCCUCGGAACAAUUUGAGAGUAUCUGGAGUAAAGGACGCUUUACGUAUAAAAUCGCCCAAAAAUGAUUUAACUGAUGUGCGCGGGGUGAGGCGUCUAUAUCGACUCGAAAAAGAACGAUAUAGCAGCAACGUAAGCGGAAUCCAAGAAAUGUUCAAUGAAAUUUCAGAAAUGGACACAACAUUUGAUCUACUAAUGAACAAGCCUCCAUUACGGACAUAUAAAGCAGCGAGUGCUCAGAAAAUGAAUCUAAAACAAAAAACACGCCAAGCAAAAUCUUUGUACGAUUCGACUUCAAUACACGUGGAUGGUUGGAUGAAGAAUAAUGAAAAAAGGUCACUUAAGCCUUUAAAAUCGACUCCAGUUAAAGGCAAUGUGACGCUAAACUCCACAGAGUUAUGCCAAAUCUCUCCUAUCACUAAGCCAGCACCUGUUGAUACAGCCGGAACAUCACAAUCAGAUUACCACACCAUUGACAUCAGCGUUAAUAAUAGUUCCGUAUCACUCGGGAGGACGACACGAUCCACAAGACAAAAUCGCAGCGCCUUGAAAAAUACCACUUUUACAAUUAAAGAGACAAUAACUGAAGAAAAACCGUCCACAGCACUGGUGAUUCACAAAAAAUCUCCAGUUAUCAAAUCGGUCAGAAAAACGCGUCAACGGGUGCAAGAGCAAUCCGAUAGUGUCCAAAACAAUGAAAUUUCGGAAUCGAAAGGCCAAAAAUUAAGAGAAACGAAAACCACACGACGAACAGUCAAAACGUCUGAACAAGAGGCAGCAAUUUCAGUACCAAGAAAGACACGUUCUAAAGCAACAUCGCCACGGAAAUCCAAUGCUAGACGCGUCUCGAUUGUCAUAAAAACACCAAUGCCGAGAAUGACGCGUAGAGGCAAAAUCCCGGUAAAAGAAGAGAAUGAUAAAGCGGUCCAAAGUCCUGAACAAAAUGAAAUACCCACUGUUAACGAUGCAGCGCGUGUUUUAACGAAACUAACACCAAAAAUUUCGAAAACGAAAAGAGUUUCCGUUGUAAUUCCGGCGAAAACAGCUCUCGCUUCAGCUAGGAAAACUCGAAGUAGAGUGGCCGCUCUCAACAAGGAAAUAACUGAAGCUAAUAAGGCUACAAAAGGGACUAUUGCAACCACUACGACAACUCGCAAGGGUAAGGGUAAAGCUGUCGAAGUUGAACCUACUGAAAAUGAAGUUAUAGAAAAACCAAAAAGAGGCAGAAGAAAACAAGUGGAAAAGAAGAAUCCAGAAGUCCUGAUAAAGAAUGAAAUUGAAGUAAAGACGCGAGCUAAAGCCAUGAGAAACCUGUUAUUACCAAAGUUGAGAAGAAAACUCAAAGAGGAAAGAAGGUAA